AACACAUUGUCAAAACAUAACCUCAAAAAAAGUUCAUUCGGGUGGUUGUGUUCCGGCGCUCUGGAAUUAGAAGACUCCCUGAAAAUGCCUGUAAAUUUCGAAGAUCUUGUCCAUCAAAUCACAAUCCGUGACUUUUUAAGAAAUGAAAGUGACUACAUUGAAGUUCUGUCCAGAACUCAGGACUGGAGUAAGAUCCCUCUACUGAAACAUGAUAACAUUCAGCCAAGUGGAAGUCUCGUGAGAUUCCGUGGGAUGAUCCAGGAUAUGUUUGAUCCAGAAUACUACCUUGAGCGCUAUGAAGUGAAAACUGGGGAUGGGCAGAGAAUGCAAGAUGGGAAAUUUGUUGAUUUCCUGCAAAUCGAACAGGGGGAAGAGGAAGUUAACUUUUCAUCUGAAAACAACAAACAUGGGGAGAGAAGAUCUCUGUUCCUGGUUACCAUUCCUGGAAUAAAUAAUUGGGCCGAUGAAGGUUACAAAGAUCCAUCAAAACUUCCAGAAGUUGAAAAAUUAUCAGUAAAUCCUUCAAAGCGUCAAGAGGAUGGGGAUGAUGAUGAGACCUUACUGAAGCGUCAGAAGGUCAUUAAGGAUGACCAAACGCCCGGAGAGACGAGAACAAUUCUCUCUACAGAAUACUUGGUCAAUUCUCCACUCCCGGAUCGCCCUAGCCGAGCUUGUUUGGUCAAAAUUUAUAGGAAUUUUGAAUCUUUCCGUCUCAAUACUGUUAUAGAUGUUGUGGGAUUUCUCUCAGUUGAUCCCGCCCUUGAUGGAAGCACUGAGGAAGUUGAGGAAAUGCUUAGCCCUGAGGAACACAUUGCAAAGAAUCCCCCACCAUCACUUAUUCCACGCCUUCACGCCAUUUCAACACGAGAAGUCCACCAAAUUGCGCCUUUUGAAACACCCUUUAAUGGGAAUUUUCCUGAUAUAUCCCGGGAUAUACUAAUGGUGUUGACACAGUGCCUCUUUGGUGACCAACUUGCCGGGAGGUAUCUAUUUGCACAUCUCUUGUCCAGCAUUCAAAGUCGCGUUGGAAUGGAGAUUUUGGGAAAGAUGUGCCUCAAUCUUAUCAAUUUGCCAGGAGCUACAUCGGGAUACACAAAAUCUCUAUAUGAAAUCCUCGAGGCAAUUGUUCCAGUAAGCUAUCAUUUAGAGAUGUCCCUUGAGAAUCUCAAUACGUUCCAAUUUGUACCCAAAAAGGAUUACAACACGGGAAAACUUACUUCCGGUAUCCUUCAGCUAGCACCCAAUAGCCAUCUUAUUCUCGAUGAAACCUGCCUGGAGCCAGGACAGCUUCAAGGGGGAGGUAUUGAAGCGGUGAAAAGCUUGAGUCAUCUUAUAAGACAUCAAUCAGUUGAAGCUGACUUCCAAUUCUAUCGUCUGGAGUACGAAUCCAAUAUUCCUGUCUUGAUUCUGGGUGAAGGAAAGAGUCUCUUACCAAGUGAUAUCCUUGUACCCCUGAAACCGGAUUCAAAUGUAAUGAAUCACAUUGCGGAGACAUAUAAGGCGGCCCAUCAAUUUAUUCGAACGAGAUUGGAAGUCAUUCGUGGUUUCCUGGCUAGCCAGAAAGUAGCCAAGUUUGAUUUGUAUGGGGAUAUUCAAACGACUGUGCAGGAAGAUCUCGUGACAAUGCGGAAAACCUUCAAUGCUAGUUCUGAAGAACUCCAUAGCCUUCUAACCCUGUCACGUCUUGUGGGAAAAUCAAUGGGAAAGAGUAAACUAGAUGAAGAAACAUGGGAGUUGGUUAAAAAUAUGGAUCAAGAGCGCCGUCAGAGAAUGAAGAAAUGAAAUUGAUUGAAUCGAAUAAAAAGAUGUUUUGUCAAUCAAA
Molecule: messenger RNA, 1822 nt
Organism: Lutzomyia longipalpis
Lineage: Eukaryota; Metazoa; Arthropoda; Insecta; Diptera; Psychodidae
Product: mini-chromosome maintenance complex-binding protein
Exons: 2
Coding region: 85-1782 (565 amino acids)
Biological process (GO): DNA-templated DNA replication
Molecular function (GO): chromatin binding
Source: RefSeq, a predicted model, not a curated record